UGCGCCGAAGCCCCAAUUUUUUAUCUUGCUUCAACCCUUACCCUAUGUUCCACCGUUUCGCUUCUUCACUCUCUCAUCGCUCGCAACCAAAUUUCACAAACCAAGGGUUUUCAUCUCUCACUUCUCACUCACUCUCUCAUGGCUCAACGCGCCACCUCUGAUUCUCGCACUCCAUUGAAGAUCUCCAAAGAUGUUCAGGGCUCUGACAAUCCAAUUCCACUUUCACCGCAAUGGCUUCUGCCAAAGCCAGGGGAAAGUAAAUCUGGAAGAGGAACUGUGGAAAACCAUGUGGCUUUAAGUCCUCCAUUUGGUCUUCGCAUGGAGACCACUAAGACAUCUGGAAAUGGAGAGGAUGUGCAUGAUGCUCAUAAGCGAAAAGAUGUCUUUAGGCCGUCCAUGCUUGACUCAGAAAGUGGACGCCGUGAUCGUUGGCGUGAUGAAGAGCGGGACACUAAGUCCUCCAUACGGAAGGAUCGGUGGAGGGAUGGAGAGAAAGAUCUUGGUGAUUCUCGGAGAGUGGAGCGUUGGACAGAAAAUUUGCCUUCAAAGAACUUUGGAGAAGUUCGUCGUGGUGCUGCUGAUAGACGGAAUGAUUCCGGAAACCGAGACACUAACUUUGACCAGCGGCGUGAGAGUAAGUGGAACACACGCUGGGGUCCCGAUAAUAAGGAACCAGAAGGUCUUCGUGAAAAAUGGAGCGACUCUGGAAAAGAAGGUGAUAUACAUCUGGACAAAGGCUUGUCUCACACUUCCAAUCAUGGAAAGGAUGAAAAGGAGGGAGAUCAUUGUCGGCCAUGGAGACCUAGCUUCUCACACGGCCGUGGUAGGUCAGAGCCUCCCCAUCAACAUAACAGUACCCCAAACAAGCAAGAAGGCUCCACAUAUUCCUCUGGGCGUGGGCGUGGGGAGAAUAUGACCCCAGUUUCUACUCAUGGUCAUGACUGGGGUGGCUCUAACAGUAGCUUCACGAAUAACUCUUAUCCUGUAUCUUUACCAGAAAAAGUUGAAACUGGGCUCGGAGAACUUUCUCCCUUCAGAUAUAAUAGGACAAAGUUGCUUGAUAUUUACAGAGUGACUAAAAUGGAUAGAAAUAGAAAACUAGCUGAUGAUUUUGUGCAGGUACCUAAUCUUACACAGGAAGAACCAUUGGAACCUCUAGCAAUUCUGGCACCAAAUUCUGAAGAACUGUCUAUUUUAAAGGGUAUUGACAAAGGGGAGAUUAUUACUAGUGGAGCACCUCAGGUGCCUAAAGAUGGAAGAAGCUCAACAGAUUUUUUGCAUACUAGGCGAUCGAAACCUGGAGGUUCAUCUUUCUAUGAAAGAGUUGAAGAUGGAGACAUUAACAGAGUAACUGAUGAGGUCCCCAAUAACAAAGAUUUAUCAGUUGAAGGAAAUAUCUCUGCUCAUCAUGGUGUUGCAAGGCGAACUAUGCCAGGGGGUGAACAUGGAACCACCACCCUCUUGCAUGAUAAUAGUGAUGCAACUAAUGGUGUAAGGUCAAGAAUUUUGGAUUAUUCAUCUGAUCCAAGAGAUGUCGGGAAGUGGCAAUCCAGUGAAGAUUCCAUUCUUAAGAGGCAGCUAUCUGGAAUUUUGGAUAGUGAACUUGGAAGCAGGAGAGUAGUGCAGACCCCACCGGAGGAGUUAUCCCUUUUAUAUAAGGAUCCUAAGGGUCAAAUUCAGGGUCCUUUCAAAGGAAUUGAUAUUAUUGGAUGGUUUGAGUCUGGAUAUUUUGGUAUUGACUUACCUGUUCGUCUUGAUAAUUCAGCAGCUGAUUCACCAUGGUUACCUCUUGGUGAUGUCAUGCCUCAUUUACGAGCUAAAGCCCGACCACCACCGGGUUUUUCUGCUCCAAAACCGAAUGACUUUACUGACAUACCUGGCCGCCAAACUUCUGCUCCCUUUGGGAAUACCUUUGCUGGUUUGAGUGAGUUUGAGACAUUGAGAAGUGAUCCUAGGCUUAGGCAAACUUCUGCUACAGAAGCUGAAAAUAGAUUUCUGGAGUCACUUAUGUCUGGUAACAAGGGAAGUCCGCCGCUCGAAAGUCUUGCCUUAUCCGAAGGUUUACAAGGGUUUAUUGGAAAUAAUUCUGCUAAUCUUGGUCCUUCUGGAGUAGAUAAUGGAAACAACCUGUACUUACUUGCCAAUAGUCUAGCACUUGAGCGACAGAGAUCCUUACCUAGUGCUUACCCAUAUUGGCCAGGGCCUGAUGCAGCUUCCCUUGCGCCAAAACCAGAUAUUCCCCUGGACGCAGCCCUGCAUACAAAACUUUUAUCUUCAAUGAGCGACAAUUCUCGGCAGACUCAGUCCCAAAACUCUGAUUUGCUAUCAAUCAUCCAGGGAUUAUCUGACAGGACAUCUGUUGGUUUAAAUAAUGGUGCUUCUGGAUGGCCAAAUCAUCCUCUGCAGGGUGGAUUACAUCCACUUCAGAAUAAAUUUGACUUCCAUCAUGAUCAGAAUUUUUCUCAAGUGCCAUUUGGCGUUCCACAGCAAAGGCUGCCAGCACAUAACCAAUUGUCCCUGAGCAAUUUACUAGGUCAAGCAGCUGAUAACCCCGCAAAUAUUUUGUCAGCAGAGAAGCUACUUUCUUCUGGUAUAUCUCAAGAUCCACAAUUAUUGAAUUUGUUACAGCAACAAUACUUGAUGCAGUUGCAGUCUCAGGCUGUUGCCCCAGCUCAGCAGGUGCCAUUGUUAGAGAAAUUGUUACUGCUUCAGCAGCAACAAAGGCAGGAGGAGCAGCAGAAGCAUCAGUUAUUGCUGCAACAGCAGAAGCAAUUGCUGUCUCAAGUGCUGCAAGACCAGCAAUCUAACCAGCGACUUGCUAAUUCGUCUUAUGGACAUAUGCAGUCUGGUACACCUCCAAUUGGGAAUUUGCACAUGGAUCCUUCUCAACUUCAAUCAAAAGAGGGGAUGUUUUCCAUGAGCUCUCAAUCAAAUAAGCCCGGUGUGCUUGAUGAACUCCGCACUGAUUCUUUAAAUAUACCUAUGAGUAGCCAGGACUCUUGUUAUAAUUUUAGUGAUGAAGCUUCUCCUCUAAAUCUGCCACAUCAAUUGUUUGGCAAUACUGGUUCUCAGAAAAGCUGGGGCCCUGCGGUUCCUGAACAAACUAAUGAGCAGAAUCAGGAGAUGUUCCCUGCACCAACAGUGGUUGAUAGUCCCUUAUUACAUGAUCAGGAGAUAUCUAAAGAGGAACCCCAGAUUGCAGAGCAACCUCUUUCUAUUUCAGACUAUGCUUCCAAGUCUCUGGAGACUCCUGGUGAUGCCAUUUCCUUUGCCACUGAAUCAUGUGGGAUUGAAUUCCCACCAAGCAUAGACAUGAAGGAAAGAUCAAAUAUUGUGCAUGAAGAGCAGCAGGCUGAAAGAGAAAUCAACAAUGUUGAGCCGUCUGUGGUAGUGCAAAAUAUUGAUGCGCAAGAACCCAAAAAGGUCAAUGAGAAGAAAUCCAAAAAGCAAAAAUCUUCAAAAUUGCAGCCUUCUGAUCAAGCAAAGGGAUUGCCAAAAAAUGCGGCCUUGCAGCUGUCCAAGCAAUCAGAACCUGGAAAGCCAGAUUCUAAUGAAACAAAUCUGAAACAAACAACAGCUAAGGGAAACCAAAUUGGAGUUGCUGUCAAAGAGGAUGCUAAUUAUGAAGUUCAUGGUGUGUCUGCUGGUGUUCCUGGAAGUAUCGAUGAUGCGGGUGAUAGGGUUGAGUCAAAGGUAGUUGAUUCUGUGUUCACACAGCAUACUGAAAUGCCUGCAGGACGAGCCUGGAAGGCUGCUCCCGGUGCCAAGCCAAAGUCUUUAUUAGAAAUUCAACAGGAAGAACAGAGAAAGGCAGAGGCAGAAAUGGUUGUAUCUGAGAUUGCUACUUCUGUCAAGUCAGUUAGUCUGACAACUCCUUGGUCAGGGGUUGUGGCCAAUCCAGACUAUGUAAAGGUGUCUGGUGAAAGUCAUAGAGAAGGAGGCAAUGCUGAUCAUCUGGUUAAAACAGAAACUUCUCAAAAUUCUAAGAGCAAGAAAAGUCCACUACAUGAUCUAUUGGCAGAAGAAGUUUUGAAGAAAUCCAACGAAAAAGAUGCUGAGGUUCCUAAGAAUACAUCAUCCUCUCAGAAUAUAGCUGUCCAAUCAGAAUCACCGGAUGAUUCAAAAUUCAUCGAGGCAAAAGAUACCAAAAGAGGCCGAAAAAAGUCAACAAAAUCAAAGGGUUCAGGAGUUAAAGCCUCCGUGCCCAAUGCAUCUGUGGAAGUGCCCAUCUCUUCGAGCCCCAUUGAAAAAGGCAAAAGCUCCCGCUCUUCACUGCAGGAGAAAGAAGUGUUGCCUGCCAUACCCACAGGCCCCUCGUUGGGAGACUUUGUUCCGUGGAAAGGGGAAAGGGAGUCACCUAGCUCAACUCCUUCGCUAGCAUGGUCUACUGAUUUUGUUAAGUUCCCUAAACCGACAUCAUUAAGGGACAUUCUAAAGGAGCAGGAGAAGAAGUCUUCUUCUGCGGUGCCUGCCAACCCAAUGCCUACCCCUCAGAAAGUGCAGUCUUCCCAGUCUAUACGGAAUGGUGGUUCUUCAUGGUCAUUCUCAGCUUCCUCUCCAUCCAAAGCCGCAUCUCCAAUCCAGAUAAAUUCUCAUGCUACUUCUCAGUCAAAAUACAAAGGGGAUGAUGACUUGUUCUGGGGUCCAGUUGAGCAGUCUAAGCCGGAAACUAAGCAGUCAGAUUUCCCUCAGCUUGGAAGCCAAGGGAUCUCGGGUUCAAAGAAUAUACCUGUUAAAGGGAGUUCACCUGCAUCUUUAUCUCGUCAAAAAUCAGUGAGCAGCAAACCAACUGAGCAACGGUCUCUGUUAUCAUCAUCACCUGCCUCAUCUCAAUCCUUGCUAAAAACGAAAAAAGAUGCAAUGACUAAGCAUUCUGAGGCAAUGGGCUUCCGAGAUUGGUGUGAGAGUGAGUGCAAUCGGCUAAUAGGUACAAAAGAUACAAGUUUCCUUGAAUUUUGCUUGAAGCAAUCGAGAUCCGAAGCCGAGUUGCUUCUCGUAGAAAAUCUUGGAUCAUAUGACCCGGAACAUGAAUUCAUUGAGAAGUUCCUCAACUACAAGGAUAUGUUACCAUCAGAUGUUUUGGAAAUAGCCUUCCAGAGCAAAACCGAUAAGAAGGCUACUGGAGUCAGUGCCAGCGGUGUGCUAUCUGCUAAUGCAGAUAUGCAGGAUAUGGACAACACAGAAGCAUCUGGGAUAGGAGGUGGAAAGAAGAAGGCAAAGAAAGGGAAAAAGGUUAGCCCUGCAGUUUUGGGAUUCAAUGUUGUGAGUAACAGGAUCAUGAUGGGUGAGAUCCAGACAGUAGAAGAUUAAGAGGUUAAUGGAGGAGGACCCCUAGUUUUGUGUUAGAUGUAAAUACAUUUUGUUCGAACUUUGUAAAUUCAUUUUCCGAGUUAGGAUUCUCUUUCUUUUCUUUCUUUCUAACACAAAUGGUUGCAGCAUUUAUUUGAUCUGCUUUAACCAGUUUUGCCAUUUUGUAGAAGUUCGUUUGACUUUUGAUCAUGCUCAGGAUGAUAUACUAUUUAAGUAUUUAUGUUCACUUUAAUUCAAUUAAUUUCCUUUUCAUUUUUCAA
Messenger RNA from Arachis ipaensis, 5570 nucleotides. Lineage: Eukaryota; Viridiplantae; Streptophyta; Magnoliopsida; Fabales; Fabaceae. The record is from RefSeq and is a predicted model, not a curated record.